Molecule: messenger RNA, 2415 nt
Organism: Acytostelium subglobosum LB1
Lineage: Eukaryota; Evosea; Eumycetozoa; Acytosteliales; Acytosteliaceae
Exons: 3
Coding region: 1-2415 (804 amino acids)
Source: RefSeq, a predicted model, not a curated record
AUGGAUGAUAGUACAGUCUAUGUUGAUAGUGGAAGCAAUAACAAUGAGAUCAAUAUCAUCAAUACAACUUCAGAACCAACUUCAACAACAACAACCACAUCUACAUUAACUCAUCAUCAGCAUCAGCAGAAGAUAGUAUCAAUCGUAUCAACUACAAAUAAUAAUAAUAAUAACUAUGAUGCAGACUUGGAGGACUUGAAGAACUUGGAGAGUGUCAUUAGUAAUGACGUAGAUGAUGUCAUUGUUGGAGCCACCAACGGUGACGAUGACGACACUGAUGAUGACUACGAAGUCGACGAUGAUGAUGACAAUGAUGGUGUAAAUACGAGUUUACACAGACAACAUCAACAGCAACAGGAAGCAGAUGAUGACCAUCAAUCAGUUCAUCAGUUGCCCUUUUUACCAGUGUACAAUAAGGACAAGGAUGACAUGUUGGAGAUUGACGACGAGGACCACAACAAACAGACUACGGCCGCUUCAAAUGCCUUGCCAUCAGUUGGCAUUGACUUGUUUGAUGCCACAGACGACAUGGAUGAACAACAACCAACAAAGAAGUUGAGAACCAAUAGUGGACAUGGUCAACGUAUAACGACAAACAACACCAGCAACAACAUUGUCAAUGGAAAUGGUCCCGCAGCAAACGGACAUAUGACAUCGGGCAUGAAUGAACCAAUGAACAUUGAUAGACCCAUACCACCAGCACAUCCGACCUCCUCCUCCACUUCAACAACAACAACAACGUCAUCAUCAAGAGUUGAUAGCAAUGGCAUCGAUAUUAGCUCAGCUCUCAGUCUCAAUCUUGAGUAUCAAAGGUCAAUCAAGCGAUACCUUGAAAAGAUAGAGUCUGCAAUCGAGAAGAAUCAAGACCUACUGAGGAAGGCAAAGGCAAGCUUCACCAAUACUACCUCCAAAUCAAACAAACACUCAGAUAAGAAGCCAGGACAUCCAUACUUUGCCUUGGAGACUGGUGAGCUGCCGCCAGACAAUCCAGACACUAUACUGGUCAAACAACAUUUUGGUACAAUGCCUGUAUCAUUCAAAGGAAAGAGAUGGACAAAGGCAGAUUGUAUGCAACUAGCCAAAGGUAUCAGAGAGAAGAACUUACAAUUGAAACUCUUUGAGAUAUCAGAGAAGAACCUGUCAAAGGAGGAGUACCAACGCGAGAUGCAGAUGGUUAGCAACCUCACCGAACGUGACAUGGAGAUCAACCUGGUUGGAAUCAACUGGGAACACAUCAGCUCAGAGUACCUCUCACUCAAGACUCCACUAGAGUGUGAGCUGCGCUGGAAGAACCACGAACAUCCCUCCAUCAACAAGGAGCCAUUCACCAAGGAGGAGGACAAGAAGUUGCUCGAGCUGGCAAAGAAGUAUCAGGGUCACGAUUGGAGCUCAAUCUGCAGAGAACUCGGCACAGGCCGAUCGCCUAUUCAAUGCUGUCAACGAUAUCAGCGCAGUCUCAACACCAACUUUAUGAAACGCGAGUGGACCAAAGAGGAGGACGAGAUACUCAUGAGUCAGUUCCUCAAAUACAAUGGAAUGGGCGAGAGAAGUUGGCAACGGAUUGCCGAGGCACUGGAUGGAAGGACCGGACACCAAUGUCUACAUCGAUGGCAAAAGACAUUGGACCCAACGAUCAAGAGGGGUCGAUGGAGUGAUGAGGAGGACGAUCAGCUGCGCAAGGCGGUCGAGCUGUAUGGUCGAGGAAACUGGAUAUUGAUCAAGAAUCAUGUGCCCGGUAGGACGGACAUGCAGUGUAGAGAGAGAUGGUGCAAUGUUAUGGACCCAGUAGUGACGAGAGCACCAUGGACAGAUGAGGAGGACGCAAAGCUGAAAACAAUUGUCGACAGGCUUGGAAUGGGCAAAUGGGCACAGGUAGCCAAAGAGAUGGUGUGUAGAACUGACAAUCAAUGUUGGCGACGAUGGAAGACACUGAACAGCAAGUCACCACUGCUCCAGGAGUAUCAAGAGUUAAUCAACAAGAAAAAGCAGAUGAUUGUCAGCAACUUUGUUGGAAGAAAGAAGGAGCGUCCGGCGUUCACUGCGGAUGACUUUGUGCCACUAGAGAGGAUGAAGGAUAUUGCGGGAUCGCAAGAGGCUGGAGUCAACCCAGACACACCAAAGAGGAAACGAAGGUCAUCAAAGAAGGGUACAGAGCAAGCCAGCGACCAAGAAGACACGAGCUCACCACAACAACAACCAUUCACUAUUGCUCCACCAACAGUGUCCGGACCAAACACUCCAAUUUUGACAACACCUCCAAGAGCAGUUCAAAUGGAAGAGGAGGAGGAGGAGGAUGAGGAGUCACCAAUAGUGUCAGAUCCUACUACACCUCCAACAACAACAACUACAACUACUACAACAACGUCAACAACCACAACAUUCACUCUUCCAGAACCUGGACAAGGCCUAACAUAA